GAGUCUCCACCGCACACAUCUGUGCCCUCAGAUCCCUGCCUGCCUCUUCCCAUCGCGGCCCCUCCCGCUCCCACUAGCAGAGGCCACAGCACGCCGAAGCCCAGACACCGCCAAGGGCGCCUGUCCCUGGAAGUGCAGAGAGCUGCUGGGCUGGAGAGAGCCCAGUGUGCGCCCCCACGGAGGCCGUCACCACGCAGGCUACGCGGGCAGGCUAUGUGGGAACCGGGCCCACGGUGUCCCCAGACACCUCUGAGUUGAUGAUAAUGGUGACUCUGCGGGAGGACAGAAGACAGCGGAUAACAGCCCCGAGGGAGGGGCAGCAACACCAGCUGCGGGCCGGAAAGGCAAAGGUGGCUGCCAGCCUCACAGGUGCACUGGGAGGGGAAGAGGCUCACACGGCCCCAGCUCGCCCGGGCCUGGGGACGUCUGAGUGGAGCCUCCGCCCGGGCCUGGCCAGCGCCCUGCUCGCUUUGCCCUCGGGGCGUGUGGAGCCCCCGGCACGCUGGCUUCUCUCUGGGACGCCACCCAGAUGGCCGGCCCCCUACCCCGUCCGUCCACCCUUUGCUUCUCUAAAGGCCCAAUUCAGAGUCCGUCCCCUCCACAGAGCCUUCUCCGGGAGCCCAGCCACCCCGGGCUCUUCCUCCUCUCGUGAGUCCCCUGUUGCUGCGUGUGCGGGGCCCGCCUGCGGCAGGCCUUGGUCCCCUACUUCGUGUGCGUGGGAAGAGCUGGUGAGCACCUUCCCAAGAGCGGGGACCUCGCCUGAGUGCUCACGGCUCCCCCUCCAGUGCCGCGCAGGGCUGGGCACAGAGCCGGCACCGACACCCUGGACACUCUGGGCUGGUCGGCGCUUCGUCUCCUGCCACCGGCUCCUCAGACCGCGCCCUCCCCGCGGACUUUUCUCCCACUUGAUUGCGGCGCGGCGGAUCGUCAGCACCGUCCUCCACCUGCUACUCAACGCGUGGCCCCCGGACCAGCGGCGUCAGCAUUGCAGGGGCUGCGCCCGCGAGACACCGGAUCCACGGCCUCGCCACCUACGGGGUCAGAAACGGACGCCACGAGACCCCGGGGGCCUCCGUGCCAGCAGCACCGGGUCGCCAGCCCGGGCCAUUGCGCACAGGGACGCUGACGACGACUCGCCUGCGACGGAAGAAACGGAGAGAUAACAGUGCGGGACCUGGCGACCCACACCCGCGGCCAAGCCCCAGCGCACCGGAGCCCGCGAGAUCCUGGCCCUUGCCGAGGCCGGGAUUCCGGUGGCUCGGGACGCUGAGAAAGCGCAAGUCCUUCCCGUGGUCCGGGCGUCGGGGCUCCAGCCACGUCCCCCGACCUCCGCGCGCUGAGGCCCGAAGGACCUGGGGAUCCUGGCGCGUGGUUCUCGGGGCGCUCCGGCCCUGCGGCCGCCGCCGCCCUGCACGGCCCUUCCAGCCCCGAGUCCUCCCACGCGGAACGAUGCUGAGUUUCGCAAGUCCUGGGCGGGAGGAGCGUUGAGUUGUGGCUCUCAUCUGAGUCCUUUAGAACACGCUCCUUCAUGUCGGAUUCUCCUCAAGUGUCUCGGGCUGUUUUGCAGUUUUGCCGAAUCGUAUCGCAAACGCCCAGGACUGUGGGAGGGAGAUAACAGGAUGGCGCGGGAAUCAUUCAUCCCAGCCUGGUGAGAGCGACGCCGGCGAGACAAGGCCAGGCCCACCUGCCGAGCUGCCCUCUGGCAGCCUUUUACUCCAGGCGGGCGCGUUCGCUCCCCCUGCCCCUCAGCUUCAGGCCCGUUUCUGAGAAGCAAUAGCAAACUCGCAGGCCAUGAAAAACGCACAGGCCGGUCCCGAGCCCUUCCUGUGUCCUAAAAAUACAGCCCGUCCCUGCAGUAGCUAUUUUGGAACGAGCCAGCAGAGUGUUUCCUCCAGAUGAAAGGCCCCGAGGCGCCAUAAACAGGAUCUCAGACCCGGACUCUUUUUGGAAUGAGGUCGGAGCCCCAGGGACCAGACCGGGCGCUGCAGAGGCCGGGGCCCAGGGCAGACGCCUGCUCCAGGGAGCACCUUUUUGGGGGGUCGGGUUGAGGGGGUGGUGUUUUGUGUUUAUUAGUUUUAUUUUGUUUUGAAAUUCAAACUAACUCAGAAAAGGCGGGGCGUGAAGAAACGUGUAGGAUGAGGAAAGAGAACUUGUGAGCCUUAAGAGCUGCCCGGCGCCGUCUUACCAGGCCUCGCCCGGCCUGGCCCUGGCCCUCAGUUCCCUGCCAGGGUUGGGACUUAAGGGGGAUCUUAUGACCUAGGAAAUCCAUUCACUGUGAAAUUGGGGGUGGGGAGGGGGAGCCUGGAGCCCCGCAGCCUCAGAGGCUCUCGCUUCACAGUGGGGAGCCAGGACUGGGAGGAACAGGCGGGAAGGAACAGGUGGGAAGCCCCUUCACAGGCUCCUCCUGGGAUUCCCCGGCAGGGGCUGAGCUGAUCCUGCAAGAGUUAUGCCGGCCCCUUCUCAGAGACAAAGCUCACACUGCACGGUGCUCCAGGUGCUCCAGGGCCCCAGGAUCGGGGGGGCCUUGGCCUUGCCCCGGAGAGAGAAGAAGGACCAACGGUGGCUGUCCUGAGUGCCUGCCGUGGCCCCACAAACAGCGGCACAAGCAUUCAGAGGGCCACCAGGUGCAGGCCCACGGGGUUGCAGGUGCUGCGUGCCCUCGGGGUCCUGUCCAUCCAUAAAAAGCUGCUUCACUUUUCCGUGUGUCUGCCUGGCCAUCAGUAGAGACAAAACAGUGACUGCAGCCUCCAAUCCCCUUGAGCCACGGAGAGCGACAGUGACCUUGAGUGUGGAGAGCAGCGGUGACCUUGAGCGGGUGGAGAGCCAAGGUGCCCUUGAGCAGAUGGAGAGUGGUGGUGCCCUGGCUGCACGUGGAGACCGGUGGUGCCGUUGAGCCGUGGAGAGCCGCGGUGACCUUGAACGGGUGGAGAGCAGCAGUGCCCUUGAGCAUGCAGCGAACUGCAGUGCCUUUAGUACGUGGAGAAUGGCGGUGCCCGUGAGCACCUGGAGAACGGCGGUGCCCUUUAGUACAUGGAGAACGGCGGUGCCGGUGAGCACCUGGAGAACGGCGGUGCCCUUUAGUACGUGGAGAACGGCGGUGCCCGUGAGCACCUGGAGAACGGCGGUGCCCUUUAGUACGUGGAGAACGGCGGUGCCCGUGAGCACCUGGAGAACAGCGGUGCCCUUUAGUACAUGGAGAACGGCAGUGCCCUUUAGUACAUGGAGAACGGCAGUGCCCGUGAGCACGUGGAGAACGGCGGUGCCCUUUAGUACGUGGAGAACGGCAGUGCCCUUUAGUACGUGGAGAACGGCAGUGCCCGUGAGCACGUGGAGAACGGCAGUGCCCUUUAGUACGUGGAGAACGGCAGUGCCCGUGAGCACCUGGAGAACGGCAGUGCCCGUGAGCACCUGGAGAACGGCGGUGCCCUUUAGUACAUGGAGAACGGCAGUGCCCUUUAGUACAUGGAGAACGGCAGUGCCCUUUAGUACAUGAAGAACGGCAGUGCCCGUGAGCACCUGGAGAACGGCUGUGCCCUUUAGUACGUGGAGAACGGCAGUGCCCGUGAGCACCUGGAGAACGGCAGUGCCCUUGAGCACGUGGAGAACGGCAGCGCCCUUGAGCGCUCGGAGAACGGCAGUGCCCUUUAGAGAGGGUACUUUUUCUACAAACAAAAGUUGACAGUGAAGCAGCCUCAGGCAGGUCCUGCAGGUGUCGUCCAGAAGAAGGCCUCGUGAUCACAGGAGGUGACAGCUCUGUGCAUUCAUCAUGCUGAAGACCUGCCACUGGAACAAGGUAUGGAGGGGAAGACGGUGAUCUUGAUGAUCCUGACCCAGUGCAGGCCUAGGCCAAUGUCUGUUUGUGUCUUCAUUUUUAACAAAAAAGUGUAAUAGGCUAAACAUUUGUUUAAAUUAAAAAUAUAAAAAGGAUAUAAAGAAAAUAAUUUUGUAUAGCUGUAUAAUGUGUGCUUUAAGCUGAGUAUUAUUACAAAGUAAUCUAAAAGUCAAAAUAUAAAAGUCUGUAAAGUAAAAAAGUUACAGUACACUAAGGUUAAUCUGUCACUAAAGCAAGAAAUUUUUAAAUAAAUUUGGUGCAGCCUCC
Molecule: messenger RNA, 4099 nt
Organism: Gorilla gorilla gorilla (western lowland gorilla)
Lineage: Eukaryota; Metazoa; Chordata; Mammalia; Primates; Hominidae
Exons: 2
Coding region: 258-1163 (301 amino acids)
Source: RefSeq, a predicted model, not a curated record